Brassica rapa (field mustard) is the source of this 1266-nucleotide messenger RNA. RefSeq names its product dr1-associated corepressor. Lineage: Eukaryota; Viridiplantae; Streptophyta; Magnoliopsida; Brassicales; Brassicaceae. The record is from RefSeq and is a predicted model, not a curated record. Gene Ontology annotation, molecular function: RNA polymerase II general transcription initiation factor activity; core promoter sequence-specific DNA binding; protein heterodimerization activity. Gene Ontology annotation, cellular component: nucleus.
ACCACCAUUUUUCUUUUGACCCAAACCUUUUAGUUUUAUAAAUUUUAAAUUUAAUCUUAAUUCAAUCGAGGAGGAGAGAGAGAUAGUAACAAAGGAAACCGCCGUCGCCGGAUCUGGCAGUGUCCCCAUAGACGAAAGAACUACUUUCCGAUCUCAGUAAAGGAGUUUCUGUUUAUAAGAUUCCCCCCCCCUCUCUGUCGUGCGGUUUCUGGAUUGAGGAUUUAAACGGAAAAAAAAAACAUGAGGAAGAAGCUCGAUACUCGCUUCCCAGCUGCUCGUAUUAAAAAGAUUAUGCAAGCUGAUGAGGAUGUUGGCAAGAUUGCUUUGGCAGUUCCUGUCUUAGUCUCAAAAUCGUUGGAGUUGUUCUUGCAAGACCUCUGCGAUCGUACAUAUGAGAUUACCCUCGAGAGAGGAGCCAAGACCGUGAGCUCGCUGCACCUAAAGCAUUGUGUGGAAAGAUAUAACGUGUUUGAUUUCCUGAGGGAAGUUGUGAGCAAGGUGCCUGACUAUGGCCAAGCGCAAGGGCAGGGCCAUGGGACUGGUGAUGUUGCCAUGGAUGAUCGCACCAUCUCCAAGAGAAGGAAGCCGAUUAGUGACGAAGUGAAUGACAGCGACGAGGAAAAUAAGAAAAGCAAAACACAAGAGGUGGGGAAUGCUAAGCCGAGUGGCAGGGGUGGUAGAGGGAGAGGACGAGGAAGAGGCCGCGGUGGACGAGCUGCCAAAGCAGCCGAAAGAGAGAAUCGGAACCGCGAGAUGGAUCUCGAGACCGCCAUGGCGGAACAGCCACCUCCUCAAGACAGUUCCCAGAUGCAUGUGUCAGUGUCAUCACCCCAAGAGAACGAGAAGAAGGAUGCCGAUGGCGGCAUUGCAGCAUCAAACGAAGACGCCAAGCAACAACUCCAAAGUCCCAAAGAAGGCAUCGACUUUGAUCUCAACGCUGAAUCUCUCGACCUGAACGAGACCAAACCGGCGCCUGUCGCAGCGGCGGACGCAGCUACGACCUCAGAUGAAUAUCCUGGCUGGCCUAUGGAGUUGGGCAAAAUCGAUCCAACACAGUUAGCAAGUUUGGGUAAGAGAAUAGACGAGGACGAGGAAGAUUAUGACGAAGAAGGCUAAGGACAAAGCGCACAAGUAGGACAUAAAUAGAGUAGCAGCAUUUAGCAGUUUGUCUAGAAAAAUGCUUCUCCUGUUAUCAAAGUUUCUUCCUGUUUCAGUUUAUUGUAUGAACCAAAGACUGUAACUUAAUUUAUUUCUUCUGGUAUGUUA